AUGGCCGUGGUGGAGCCGACCGGCCGACCGUUGACCAUCACCGGCAAACCGGGAGCAUCCGGUGGCCGGCGUCGGUUUCCGUUGGUUAAAGCGUUGCACGCGGGUCCCUUCCCUCGCAGGCGACACGUCUUCCAGCAAGAGCCACCCCUCAGAGUGGUCCCGAAUCGCGCGCGAAUCGCUGUAAGAUCGAAUGGGGGAACGGUGGCGACCACGGUAGCGACGGCCGUUCCGCCGGCGGCCGCAGCCGCCCUCGGCUUUACGCUGGCCUGGGGCACGGCCCCACCGCCUCCGUACACCACCUACGUCGUUAGCCAUAGUCCCGCCAGUGCCGCCAUCGCGACGCACCACAAUGGUAACAAUGGUCCGGCGAACGGACACUGUAACGGCGCCACUAGCGCCAACGCCCCCAGCAACACCACCACCAACGGCAGCACCGUCAACGGCCACGUCAACGGGCACAGCGUCACGGGCACCAGCAUCAACAAUAACAACAGUAACCACUGCAGCAAUAACAACAGCACUACCACCACCUGCAAAGCAACCAACCCUUACCUGGCUGGCAUGCCAACGAGCACGUACAGUCCCUACUUUCAACCCGGCCACCUGGUACCGACCCUGCUCGGUCCCGUCUCCGAUCCGUCCAGCGUGUCGCAGCUGGGACCGGUCGUCCAGCAGGCCGUAGUCUCGACCCAGCAGAAAAUUCCACGCUCCGAUAGGCUCGAGACUGCACCCGUAUCUGCUGCGGCUGCUGCCGCCGCUGCCGCCGCCGCUGCCGCUGCUACCAUGGGCCCCCUCCAACCACCACCGCCACCGCCCGGGGCUGUCACUUCGACGAGCCAGCUGUCCCUUUCUGGUGGCCAGUCUCCCCUGGAGGUUGGCAAAAAGCGUGCAGCCGAAAAUGACAUGAUACAAAUGAUGGACAUGAAAACGAUGGGAUCUAUUUACUAUGAAAACUUUGCUUUCCCGGGCAUGGUCCCGUACAAGCGGUCGGCCGGUGAAAAGUCCGGCAUCCCCGUCUACCAGCCGGGCGCCACCUACCAGCAGCUGAUGCAACUGCAGCAGCCGUUCGUGCCAGUGUCAUGUGAGUACCCUACUAGCACCAGUACUAGCGGCGGCGCGACCGCCGCGACCUAUAUUCCACCAACAUCCAACACAGCAACCCCAAUCGCUACUAGCGCCCUGUCGAGUCUAGGCAGCAACGGUAGUAGUAGUAGCGGUAGUAUCGCGGCCGCCCUGGCCGCCGCCGUCAGCAGCGCCAGCAGCAGUCCCUACAACCCCUCGUCGAUGUUACUCGGUGGCCUGUACUACACCACCUCCGGUGGUGCGGGUGGGGCGGGAGGGGGCGGGUGGUCUGGGAGCACCAACAGUGUGGCCGCCAGCAUGCUCAACAACAACAGCCCGAAGGUGAGCAACAAGAAUGCGCCGCUGUCGAAGUCGAUGUCACUGCAGUCGAUGGCUUCGCUCAGCGGCAGCAUGGGGCACCUGGCGGGGGCCAGUGCCGGGAGUGUGACCUCCCUGGCGAACGGUCGGGAGUCGGGUGUCGAUGGUGCUGACCUGAAGGACGGCGGUACCGGUGGUAGUGCAUCGGCAGCGGCUGCAUCAGCGGCCGCCACCGACAAGGACGAUCUUCACGGUGGCGAUCUACACACCCCGACCCCGAGUGGCACUCUGUCGAGCAGCUCGCCCACGACCACUGCCGCGGCGCAGUCCUUGGCCACUGCGUCGACGCCAGCGAUGGCGGUGCCGGUGAGCAGCAGCAGCUCGCUGCAGCUGCAGUACUCGGCAGCCGCCGCGGCGGCUGCGGCGGCCGCCACUUCGGCCGCCAGCACGCUGAACCACAUGAAUCACCACCAGGCAACGGUGCAGGCGCAGUUCCAGGCGGCCCAGGUUGCCGCCGCGGCCCACGCUCAGGCACAGGCUCAGGCCAAUCACAAUGCGGCGGCGCUGGCGGCCGCCGCCCAGUACCCGAUGUCGGCCGGCUCGGCAGCCGCCCAUUACGCGGACGCCGCCAGCAUGGCGAAGGAGGUGGCGCAGAAGAACUACGCGCUGAAGCUGCACGGUAGCUCGAGCGCCCUGACCGGCAAACCCCUGACGGCUCUCGGGUACACCGGAAUGGCGCUGAACAAGAGUGGCCUGCUGCCGCAGCCAACCGCCCAGCAGUACGCAGCCUCGGCCGCCGCUGCCUCGGCGGCUUCGAAUGCAGCUACGGCGGCCGCCUAUCCACAGGCCCGUCUCAGCUCGCCAGCGAUGGCCGUGGCGGCCGCCACCCCACAGCAGCAGGCCCUUAUGGCGCCUUCGCUGACGGCCCGACCGCCACCGCCGAUCAUGGCGCAGGCCGGCGGAUAUCCGCAGCUCAUCCGGCAACAGAUGCCACCCGGCUUUGGGGCCGCUCACCAUCCGUACGCGGCCGCCGUCGCCCAGCAGCAGCUCAUGAACCAGGGCUUCAUGUACCCGGCGGCUGCCUUCUCAGCCGCCGGCUACCAGUUCCCGCAGAUGGCCCAGGCCGGUAUGGCGCCGAUGCAGGCACCGCAGGUGUCGGCCGCCGCAGCAGCCGCCGCGUCUUAA
Molecule: messenger RNA, 2565 nt
Organism: Anopheles cruzii
Lineage: Eukaryota; Metazoa; Arthropoda; Insecta; Diptera; Culicidae
Product: mucin-19-like
Exons: 8
Coding region: 1-2565 (854 amino acids)
Source: RefSeq, a predicted model, not a curated record